AUGACCUCGCCAGGAAGCCCAACAUCGGAUUUCAAGCCGCUUCCUGGUGAAUGGACCAGGUGGUGUAUCAAGUGCAAUGGUUAUAAGCCCGAAAGAACUCAUCAUUGUAGACAGUGUAAGAAAUGUGUCUUGAAGAUGGACCACCAUUGUCCUUGGACUUAUAACUGCGUGGGUCAUGCCAAUAUGCCUCACUUUGUGAGGUUCCUAGCUUGGGUGCUCAUAUCGGCUAGUUACGCAUUCUAUCAUGUAUGGGCUAGAGGCUUCUUUUUGUACUCUAAGCGGCAUCUUCCUCUAUCAACUUAUGAUGUGACUAAAACCGAGAUUGCAUUUACUAUUGUAUUGAUCCCAGUGGUUUCAUUUGUCUUGUUCUCAGUUGGCUUGCUGUCCAUCCGUGUCGCAUGGAACAUGGUCGAGGGUCAGACUCAAAUUGAAACAUGGGAGGUCGAACGUAUUGAAACUCUCGUUCGCAGAAAACUGGUGCAAAAUGUCGAAUUUCCGUAUGAUUUAGAUCCGUGGACUAAUGUAGCUAAUGCCAUGGGCGGUAAUAAUCCGCUGGCAUGGAUGUGGCCGUUUGGUGGGCCUGUUGGUGAUGGUAUGCAUUUUGAGAAAAAUGAGGCCGCUGAUGACGGCUCUGUUUGGCCACCUGACCAUCGAGACCAGGGUCCUCCUCGUUCUGGGUCUGCUGGAGCGUCAUCCUCGCCGUCCGGGGAUAUCGGUAUAAGGACAGCGGCUCCACGAGGACACUAUCCCAGAACACUGGGGUACAUGCGCCACCGUGGUAAUGGUGAGUAUGCCGAAGACGAUGGAGACGAUGGCUAUGACAGUGAUUCCGAAGACGAAGAAGUCGAACGUCUUCCUGAAGAGAACGAUUUUUACAAGCGCGAUCAGUGGAUGAACUUUGAGGGCGAGUCCAUCGCCGAUUUCGGUGUCGACGUCGAUACUGAGAGCUAG
Sugiyamaella lignohabitans is the source of this 951-nucleotide messenger RNA. It is a transcript of the gene PFA4, whose product is annotated as Pfa4p. Lineage: Eukaryota; Fungi; Ascomycota; Dipodascomycetes; Dipodascales; Trichomonascaceae. The coding region runs from base 1 to 951 and encodes 316 amino acids. The record is from RefSeq and is a predicted model, not a curated record. The transcript has a single exon. Gene Ontology annotation, molecular function: palmitoyltransferase activity.